GGAGCGAAGUCGCGGGCUCGUCCAGCCGAGCGCCGCUGCCCUUCCCCCUCCCCUCCCGGCCUCCCGGGGCCUUCUGCACGGGACCCGGGCGGAGUGGGUGGUUGUAGGGGAACUGUCCCUCUCUGGACGACCGCCGAAGGGGAAGGCAAGGAUCGGGCUCAGUUGAGCGCGGGCGGCCGGGCAGGCUCCUGUUCUUCUUAGCAUGUCUGUGAUCUGACCAGCCACCACGAGCCUCUACUCCUGUGUCCGGCACUGCUGUGCUGGGGCCUCACCCCUGCCCCAAACUCCAGCGCGGCCAUGGCAGCUGCCUCUACUUCCACCCCUGCAAUUUCACAGCCUCAGUCCACAGCCAUGAAUGAGCCACAGUGCUUCUACAAUGAAUCCAUCGCCUUCUUUUACAACCGGAGUGGGAAGUAUCUUGCCACAGAAUGGAACACAGUCAGCAAGCUGGUGAUGGGACUUGGGAUUACUGUCUGUAUCUUCAUCAUGCUGGCCAACCUAUUGGUCAUGGUGGCCAUCUACGUCAACCGCCGCUUUCAUUUCCCUAUUUAUUACUUAAUGGCUAAUCUGGCAGCUGCAGACUUCUUUGCCGGGUUGGCCUACUUCUACCUAAUGUUCAACACAGGACCCAAUACUCGGAGACUGACUGUGAGCACGUGGCUCCUCCGCCAGGGCCUCAUUGAUACCAGCCUGACGGCCUCUGUGGCCAAUUUACUGGCUAUUGCAAUUGAGAGGCACAUUACAGUUUUUCGCAUGCAACUCCACACACGGAUGAGCAACCGGAGAGUGGUGGUGGUCAUCGUGGUCAUUUGGACCAUGGCCAUUGUUAUGGGCGCUAUCCCCAGCGUAGGCUGGAACUGCAUCUGUGACAUUGAUCACUGUUCCAACAUGGCACCCCUGUACAGUGACUCCUACUUAGUCUUCUGGGCCAUUUUCAAUUUGGUGACUUUUGUGGUCAUGGUGGUUCUUUAUGCUCACAUCUUUGGCUAUGUUCGCCAGAGGACUAUGAGGAUGUCUCGGCACAGUUCUGGACCUAGGCGGAAUCGGGAUACCAUGAUGAGUCUUCUGAAGACUGUGGUCAUUGUUCUUGGUGCCUUCAUCGUCUGCUGGACUCCGGGGCUGGUCUUGUUACUGCUAGACGUGUGUUGCCCACAAUGUGACGUUCUGGCUUAUGAGAAGUUUUUCCUUCUCCUGGCUGAAUUCAACUCUGCCAUGAACCCCAUCAUCUACUCGUACCGCGACAAAGAGAUGAGCGCCACCUUCAGACAGAUCCUCUGCUGCCAGCGCAGCGAGAACCCCAACGGCCCCACGGAAGGCUCCGACCGCUCUGCCUCCUCCCUCAACCACACCAUCCUGGCUGGAGUCCACAGCAAUGACCACUCUGUGGUUUAGGAAGGGAAGCUGCCACCAGAAGCUAGCCUUUUUCCGUGGAGCAAUGAACAGCCUCCACCACCCCAUUGCCAGGGCAAGGUGGGGAGUGAGAGGAGGAAGAGACACGUGUCCUUAAACACUAACCCAUGGCAGUAUUUGUUCCUAAGCCCCAAGAGUCUUGCUGUGAACUGAAAAUGAGCUGGUGUAAGAUAGCCUUCACCCUGGUCCCCACUCCUUUUGAAAGUAGAAAGUGCAGUUCUUACAAUGGAAAUCAGAAGCAGACUCUGGGGUGUCCAUUUAGACUACACGAACUAGACUUGAAAAGAUUUUAUGUGGUGCAAGCCAGGAAACGUUUGACCAAUUGAGCUCACAACUUCGUUUGCAUACAGACGCCUCCCCAUUUUAGUCUUUCAGAGGAACAUUUCAUUUAGUAAACAAGUUUAUGCCUAUCAGCAUGUUUGUGAUGGGAAAGAGUACAGACUGUAAAAUGACCAUAACUGCAUUUUUUCCUUAUGUAGGAAAACUGUAAAUUUAAAUGAAUUUUUUGUUUAGAAAGCAUACAUGUAAUAUCUCUAUACAGUAUGCUUUACAUAAAAAGAUAAAAAGAUACUAAUUUUAGAUCUUCUAAGAGGUGGAAGGACCUAGUUGUGAACAGCAGUACUGGUUGAGGCUAUGAAAAGAAUCAAUGCUCUAAUCACAACAUUACCUUUUCUAAAACUAUUGUAACACAUAUUAAGAAAAAGAACAGGGAAUAUAACUUUAUUACCAAAAGAAUAUAUACUCUUAAAGUUUCAUAUAAGAUGAAGCUCAGUAAUAUUGUUUCUGCAUAUUUAGAAUACCCAAUGCAGGACAUCAAAUGAAAAAUUUAAAAGCCUGUGGUUCUUCUGAGUUAAAAAAUAAUGCAUACUUAUUGUAGAAAACUUGGAAAUUGCAAAAAUAUGUAAAAAGAAAAAUGAUUACUGAUAUUACAAUCCAAAAGUAACCAUUUUUAGUAGCUCCCAGCCAUGUAUGCCUGAAAACAUAUGUACUUUUUUUUUUUUUUACACAAUUUGGGUCUUAUUGUAAAAAGCUUUAUAACCAUUUUUAAAUUUCAGAAUUGCCAGGUUUUCCUGUGGCAUUAAAAAAACAGUAUUAGUGGCUAUAUAAUAUUCCAUUUAAUGCAACUCAGUUUAUUACCAUAUUAUUAAAUAGGUUAUUUUAAAUUUUCACUAUUAUAAAGUUGAAAAUUUUUGUGUAUAUAAAACUCUACCCAUAUAAUUAUUUGCUGAGGACCUAUUCCCAUGAAGGACUUCUUUUAAAAUGUGAAAUGUCUUGCUAUAUUUUUUACAAAAAGGGAUUUCCUAUUUUCAAACUACCUGAGUUUUGAAAGUGGAAACUGCCUGAGAAAAGCCAGUGAAAUUAUCUUUUUACAAAAGAAAUGUGGUGGUUACUUUAGUUGAGAGUAACCUUUAAUAUAACAUGGUGGAUUAUAAAUAGUUAAUAACCAAGACUUCCUAAUAUAACUAGCAAUCCUACAUUUUUCCCCUUUGGGGGGACUGGUUUAUCCCAAUCUUUGUAGCCACAACUGUAGAAUUAGAGAAAAUGCAAAGAAAUCAAAUGUGCCCAGGGAAUAAAGGAUCAGUGUGCUAAAUAGCUUGAAGCUCUUCUGAAUCAAAAGGAUGGGAUGUGUCAGCAUGUGACUGGCUGUGAUAUGUCCUCCAGGAAUCGCCCAGUUGGUGCUGUCAUAUUUAGUGCUAUCUGUCCAGUACAUUGUGAAGGCGACUAGUGAUUGCAUCAAUGCUCUGUAAGGAGCAACCAGGAAGUAGUACAGUCUUUUAGCAGGUGUGGGGAGGGUAAGGUGGAUGUCUAAAAGAAAGAAGGCCUGAAGUAGAGUGCCUAUCUUAGAAGAAGGAAGUCAGUUCGUGGUCUGUGUUUAAACAGAGGGUAGAAGUGUAAAGUGGCCAUGAUGAAAAAGUGGGAAGCCAGUUACAAAAAAGGAAUUUGCACACACUUUAUGCAUAUAUAGAACAUUUUAUACUGGAAGUGGAUGAAAUGAACUUGGGCUUUUACUGAUGUAUUUUUUAUGGAGGAGAUGUGAAGAACUAUUUGAAAUUGAAGGCAUACUAAUUAGACUUUAAUAAAUCACUCUCAGUGUUUGGUAA
Molecule: messenger RNA, 3512 nt
Organism: Jaculus jaculus (lesser Egyptian jerboa)
Lineage: Eukaryota; Metazoa; Chordata; Mammalia; Rodentia; Dipodidae
Gene: Lpar1
Product: lysophosphatidic acid receptor 1
Exons: 4
Coding region: 298-1392 (364 amino acids)
Biological process (GO): neurogenesis; phospholipase C-activating G protein-coupled receptor signaling pathway
Cellular component (GO): membrane
Molecular function (GO): lysophosphatidic acid receptor activity
Source: RefSeq, a predicted model, not a curated record